AUGGCAUGGAGUACCAGACCCAAUGUUCCUAACCCAGAGCUACAGGAGGUGACAAAUGAGCCAGCCCCGACAAGGUCUUUUGCGAAUUUAUGGACGCCCGAGCAAAAGCCGAAGCUUUCCACUCCACUACUUCUGUUCAACGACGGAGACACUCUCUUGUUCAUAGAUUCUGGACCUGCAAGACAGUAUUGUACCACUGCGCGAGGCCCAACUAUUCCUCAUCGGGUACACAGUGAGAAGCUAUUAGCUACAGAUUCUGCUUAUUUUACCCGACUGUUUCAACAAAGAUCACAAAAGCGGUUCCGAAAGCAGCGAGGCUAUGAGGAUAGACUGCCUGAUGGUAUCAAAUACGUGGUGGAUUUGACACCAGAAACAUUGGACGAAGAUGCUGUUAUCAUUUUAACAGAGGUCUCCUGUCCGAUGACCAUACGAACCUGGGCGUCAUACCAAUAUUUAUGGGAUCUUCCUUAUCCUUGUGUUGGAGGAGAGGAUGAACUGGAGCUCACCGAGGUUCGAGAGCCAGUGGAUCUAUCUGAGCCUUUGGUUGUUCGCGAUGAAGCGGAGGAUGAGGAUGAGGAUGAAGGUAUCGAGUGGCCAGAAAAUAGGCCUAAGCGCUUCGUUCCCUGGUAUCGUGAAAACGCAAGUUCACGCAAGAAACUCGCCACAGGUCUUCCUGUGGAGUAUUCUGCUGCACGCCAUAGAGAGGGAAUUGAGAAUGUACUGAACGUUCUCGAAGGGCUCCCCAUUACUCUGGACACGCCUUGCAAGCUUUGGACUUUUUUCGCAGUUGCGAAACUAUACGAUGUCGCUACCGUUCCAUCCAUAAGUGGAUACAUCGUCGCCUGGUUUUACGAACGCCAUAACACGCGCUUCAUCGAACUGCAUCCCGAAAUUGCUUAUCGAGUAGCGUUGGGCAUAAAAUCCGCUACGCUUUGUCGCGACGCAUUCGUUGGUCUAGUCAGUGACGAGGCACUGCUUUAUUUGAUUCGAUCAGCUCUGUUGAAGCCAAUAGAACAAUGGAAACAAUCAUUCAAAGAUUCUCGCAUGAAAGAUGUUCUUGAUGAUACGGAGGUACAGCGAAUUGAGUACGCUAGCAAAGCUUUUGCUGACGAUAUCAUCAAUCAUUUCCUUCAUCUCGUCGGAGAAGAAAUGGCUUGGUUUCGAGACGUACCAGAAUUCACAAAAAUAACCCAGCACCUGUCUGACCACCCCGAGGACAAACAAUCAGUUCGUCACUUGAUUAUAAGCCUGAAAAACACCGUUAGGAACAUUCUCUAUCGUACUCUCAGCGAUGUUGGAGAUCCCGUGCGUUUUUGCGAUGCAGCGCCUUCAGAUAAACCGAGGCCUUAUUAUCGUGCAUUCCUUCAACGUGACCUGUUAGUCAGAUUGAUGGGAGCAGAAUUCUGGACAGAUCUUGCGCUCUAUAAUUUUGAUAUUUCGUACAAGAACUAUCGCAUAGAGGAACCAGGCAAUGAUCAUUUGACCAUAGCAGAUAUUGGGUAUGGUCUACUUGCAUUCCAAGGACAAGGAAAUGCAAGUAUUCGUGGAGUGAUGAGGAGAGAUUUGGCCUUUCAAAUACAAGACUUCAACGACCUAACCAGUCGUCGCGCUAGGCAAAAGCGAGCUGUCAUAGAGAGGCAGAAAACCGCCAUAACCUCUAAUGCAGAGCAACACAGGAGUCUCCCUCUUAGAUUGCGUCAACCAUACGAUCAACCAUACGACGAAACCGAAAUUUUCCCUAUGGAUACAAUAUUACCUGAGAGAUCAGCCAAGGGACCAGAUACAGGUUCUUCUUCUUCGCCUCGCCAAAGUAUAACCAGGGGCUUUGCAUCAAUCAUGAACCCAGCAAACACAGAUGCAAGCAAUGAAGCCCAAUCGAACGUCCCACAUGAUGCCUCUGCAUUCGAUCUUGAUGUUUUUAUCACCUCAGCGAUGGCACACAUUUCGCGCUAUGCCCAACGUCUCGUUUACGCAAACAAACAGUCUUCUUUUCACCCGGAUGGUACCGAUCUUCUGACUUGUCUUACUGAUAAUGAAUGGCAAUACUUGCCCCUCUGGGCGGGAGGUAACGACGAUGAAACGGGAGGAGUGUUCACUGAUCAUGAAAUCCCCAUCGUCGCCACCGGUGGAUUUUCUGCUCCCGGCCCUUCAGUUCAUACCAGCAGUACAGCACCUACAAAUGAUUCGUUCAGUGAGAUCAACUCGAGCGAAUUCCAGAGUACUAUCCAAGGCGCCUCCAAUCAUGCAACCUACUCCCAUGCUUCCGAUAUUCUAUCCAUGCGUUCUUUCACGGAGUUAGAUCGGUUGGAUGAGGUUGAAGAACCCAUCCAGCAAGCUUCAGCGUCAACAUUUGAUGACCCCGACAGCGAAGAGGAUUUUGAUGCCCAGAGCAUUGGGCCUAGUACUGUAGUCAUGAGUUCGCCUAGUCUUUCUGGCUUGUCGGACGAUGAUGAUGAUGAGGAUGAUGAUGGUAAUGAUAUUGAUAUGAUUGAAUCUGAAGAUGAAUUUUCUUUGAUGGAAACUUGA
This is a messenger RNA of Penicillium angulare, 2526 nucleotides long. RefSeq lists its product as uncharacterized. The record is from RefSeq and is a predicted model, not a curated record. The transcript has a single exon. The coding region runs from base 1 to 2526 and encodes 841 amino acids. Lineage: Eukaryota; Fungi; Ascomycota; Eurotiomycetes; Eurotiales; Aspergillaceae.